AAAAGGAAACAGCUGUCACUAGCUGUCAAAAACAUUUAAGUUUAGUUUUGUGAUUUCGUAUAUCAUUAGUUUACAAUCGGCAUCUUUGGAUAUAAUAAUAAAAAUGAGUACAAAGCGUAAACACAUCGAGGAUGAGUUAUCCCGCUUUGAAGCAGAAAUAUCUAAACCAGCAUCUCAGCCUGCGCGGAAUUUAUUUGUGCCCAGUCAAGUGCGGCCUAUAAUAGCAGCAAACACUUAUAGUCAGGUUCAGCAAAAGUUGCAGCAACAUCCGCAGACUGCAACAGCUGCAUCUUCUACGCCCGCCUCCUCUUCUGUGCAAGCAGCUCCACGCAUGACUGUGCCGCCACCAACAAUCGCGCCACCAACCUUCAUGUCCACCUUUGUACCCACUCAAACAAAUGGUGGUGGCGGUCCCUCGAAGUCGGGAGCUCCUUCUGGUGUUAGCAUUACAGCGACACCAGUUGUAGUUAGUAGUGCGCCAAAACUUUAUCAAAGUAGACAGUCAGUGAACGUGCCGUCUACACCGCAUAUAGAUAUCAAUGCCAUACAAUUUGACGUCACGCAAAAACUAAAAAAGCUAAAAGCAGAAAAGUCUGGACCGAAUCCUAUAGCUGAGGAAGCAAUAAAAGCUGCUCGAGCGUCCUCUGCGUUGCAAUCAUUUCAAACAACUGAACGUAAAAAGAAAGAUCGUAAGACUAUACGCGUAGCUGGUGGAUCUGUUUGGGAGGAUUCUUCUCUAGCCGACUGGCCUGAUGAUGAUUUUCGUAUAUUUUGUGGUGAUUUGGGCAAUGACGUAAAUGAUGAAGUUUUAACCCGUACUUUCAAUAAAUAUCCAUCGUUCCAAAGAGCUCGUGUUGUACGUGAUAAACGGACUGGGAAAAGUAAAGGAUUUGGUUUUGUAAGCUUCCGAGAGCCGGCGGACUUCAUACGUGCGAUGAAAGAAAUGGAUGGACGUUAUGUAGGAAGUAGACCUAUAAAACUGAGAAAAAGUACGUGGAGGCAACGUAGUUUGGAUGUAGUGAAAAAGAAGGAACGUGAAAAGCAAUUAUUACUACAAUCUUUUAAUUCUUAAACUCAGUAAAUAAGAGCUUGUGCAAAAUUUGACCCUAAUUAAUUAAAAAUUAGUAUUUUAGAAAACUAUUUUCAACUGAAAUGCGAAAAAAUUAGUUUCUUAGACUUUAGACAAUAAAAUUUUGUGCACUACAAACGAAAAAAAACGUGUAUUAUACUUUAAUAAUCACUGGAUCAAUUUAAAAGUUUUGGAAAAGAAAUGAAAAAUAAAGUAAUUUUGGAAAAGUCUAAAAACAUCUAAAAUUAUCUGACGCCGACCUAA
Messenger RNA from Anastrepha ludens (Mexican fruit fly), 1333 nucleotides. Its product is annotated as RNA-binding protein 42. Gene Ontology annotation, molecular function: mRNA binding. NCBI's taxonomy places the organism in Eukaryota, Metazoa, Arthropoda, Insecta, Diptera, Tephritidae. The transcript has a single exon. Bases 104 to 1072 code for a protein of 322 amino acids. The record is from RefSeq and is a predicted model, not a curated record.